Messenger RNA from Hansenula ciferrii, 1983 nucleotides. It is a transcript of the gene SLD3, whose product is annotated as Sld3p. Gene Ontology annotation, biological process: DNA replication initiation. The record is from RefSeq and is a predicted model, not a curated record. Bases 1 to 1983 code for a protein of 660 amino acids. The transcript has a single exon. Gene Ontology annotation, cellular component: DNA replication preinitiation complex. Lineage: Eukaryota; Fungi; Ascomycota; Saccharomycetes; Phaffomycetales; Wickerhamomycetaceae.
AUGUCAGACGCUGCUCAGGAUGGUGAUAGUGGUACAGGGUCCACAGGGGGUUUGGUGAAAAUCAGCUGUGGUGCACAGGAAGAACCAUUGUUUCUCGCGUUAUUAGGCCCAAUACCGUUGAAUAUUGGUGAUGUUUCCAAUAAGGUGAACCAUUUACAACCUUCAAAUAAGUACCAAUUGAUCAAUAACAAUAAAUCACGAGUAUUCAAGUCUAAUAGUACAGAGCUGAAGAAGAAAUCCAACGAAACAAGCCUUGUAAAACUCACAGUCCAUUCGAAAGACCAAUAUGGAUUAUUAACAAAUCUAAAUCAUGAUUAUUAUAUCAUCAAUUAUCUCAAUGACCCCAUGGAUAUUAAUCAGAAUUCAAUAAUGGAACCAAUAAAGCAAUCAAAUGAUAUGAUACGACACUGGUCAAUUCAAUUACCAAAAGAGAAACAAAACAAUCUAAAACUUUCAAUGACACCACCUACAGAAGGCUCACCAGUUAAAUCAACAAAUUUACCUCAAGAAGAAUCUGAAAUUACAACAGACCCAUUUGAUUAUUUCCUAGAUCGUUAUUUUGACAAUUUGUAUCUAUUAACUACCCCAUUAACAUUUUUCACCAAAUCAACAUUCACAAGAUUAUUGACUCUAUGUUCAAGUAAAGAAGAAUAUAAAUCAAUAUUGGAACAAUUUAUAAUAGAUCAAGAAUUUUUCGAUAAUCGUCAUUUAAUGAGUAAUAAUGGGAUCUUAAACUCCAACUUGCUGUACGAGAAAGAAGAUAUUUAUAGGAAAAGUUUUAUUCAGAAAUCCUUAAACUUGAUUGAUUUUGAUAUUCAUUCGGCAUCAAAUACAGAAACAAAUAAAACUUUAUCAAACGUUUUAAACAAUUUCAAGAUUAGAGAACUACAUUUACAAAUCCUAUUACUUCUUGAAUUGAUCCAUGUAUAUGAUCGUGAUAAUGUUAAAUUUUUCAAGAAACCAAAUAAGAAAAAAUCAUUAACUAAAAAAUCAUUAGUUGGUAGAAGAAAAAUUACACCAACUAUAAAUGGUAGUGCAAUUGCCAAUACAGAGAAUAAUAAAUUAGAAAAACUCACACAUAAUCAAAACUUGGAUGUUUAUAUUGAUAAACUAUGUAUUUGGAAUGUAUUAAUGGGAUCAUCAUCUUCAUCAACAGAUAAUUCUACAUCCAAAUUCCUUUCAUAUAUCGUCAUUCCAUUUUUCAAUAAAAAAUGUCCAAAUAGUGUAAAACAUAUGUUGAAAAAGAUUAAAGGUCCUUCAUUCAAAACAAAAUCUACCACAUCGAAAUCAAAAUCCAGUUCAUCAUCAUCAUCUUCUUUAUCAAAAUCUGAAAAACCAUCAUUGAAAAGAUCUGCUUCAAUUUCGUCAUCAGCAGCUUCAGGAUCAUUAUCAGAAAUCAAGAGACCUUCCCUGUCUCGUACUUCAUCAAACGUCAAACUUGAAGAUAUUCAAGAGCUGAAACUUUCAUUAUCUAGAAGUAAUAGUGAUUUACAAAAUUUGAAAAGAACAACAUCAUUCAAUGCAUCACAAUUAUCCAAGAGACAAGUUGAUAUGUCAUUACCUGUCAUACCAGCAGAACCUGAAACCAAUACAUUAAAACGUAAUUCAUCAAUUUUCAAUAGAGUUGGUAAAAAACUUCCAACUUUUAAAUCAAAUUCUCAUAAUACAUUAACAUCAUUUUCUCAACCACAACAACCAUCAAUGUCAUUUUCACAAGUUGAAGCAACUCCACAAAAACCUGUCAAGUAUAUUGAUUCAUUAAAUCAAGCUACACCAAAAGAUACAAUAACUACACAAGUUACAAGUUCUUCUCCAAUUGAAUAUGCUAAAACUCCAAAAGUUGUACAGACCCCAACUGUUAUUAGAUCAUCAGUUAGAAGACCAGGUGAACCUUUAGAUUUUGCUAAUCCUGAAGAUGUUCAAUUAUUGGGUAGUCCAAUGAGUAAAGGUGCUAGAAGAAGAUUGUUUGCCCCUUCAAAGUGA